Molecule: messenger RNA, 4611 nt
Organism: Strongyloides ratti
Lineage: Eukaryota; Metazoa; Nematoda; Chromadorea; Rhabditida; Strongyloididae
Product: Protein sickie
Exons: 4
Coding region: 1-4611 (1536 amino acids)
Biological process (GO): nervous system development; neurogenesis
Source: RefSeq, a predicted model, not a curated record
AUGCAAAAGAACAGAAACGGAAGUUCCCAUUCAAGGCAAAUGCCAGUAAGUCAAUCUACUAUUCCUCAACCAAGAAUAAUAUCACAUGCACAUAUUGUACCAAUUUCAUCAAAUAAGAAUUGUUUUAAUUUAAUUAAAAAAGAAAUUAAACCAGUUGAAGAUAAUAAAAUUCAUGUUCCUACUGUAAAUAUUUAUUCAAAUAGAAAUGUACUUUCAAAAGUAUGUAUAUCUAAAAUUAGUGAUGAUAAGAUUUUUAAAAAAGAAUAUAAACAUAAUAAUAACAAUGUAUCAUCAUCUAUUCCAUCAUCUUUACCAAUUCCCAAAGGUAGUAAAAAAAGCAAUAAUGAAGUGAUGGUACAAUGUAAUGAUAAUGAAAGAAAAGUCUUUAAAAAUGAAAUAACAAAUAGAAUGGAUAAUGUUACUCAAAAUGGUUUAAAAAUAGGAAUUGGACAGUUAAUAAGACCAAUGACAUCAAAACAUCAAUUUUCAAUACCUAAAAAUAAUGUAAUUACAUCAACUGUCAAAAAAGAAAAAGAAGAAAUUUUAAAACCUAUAUUGACUACCUCAAAUAAAACAAGUAAAAAUUUAUCAAGUAAUGGUACAUUAAAUCAACAACAAACAUUAAUUAAAUUUUCUAAAACAUCUUCUACUUUAUUAUCAACAAAAAAUAAUCCUUCUGGAUUAAAUAAUACCACAAAGGAAGGUACAGCAUUAAUAAAAAAAACUAUUCCUUGUAAUAUAAAAAAACCAAUUACUAAACAACCAACAAAAUAUUUAACAUCAUUAAAAUCACCAACUAUUUCAACAUUUACAUUAAUAGAAACAAAAGGAAAUUAUAGUAACAAUAUCCUGAAUCGUGCAAGAGAGGAAUUGUCAAAAACAUUAUCUUGUAAAGAAAAAGUUGAAAAAGUCGAUGAUAACAUUAAAAUGGCAAAUAAAAGUUCAACUAUAAAUGAUAGUUGCUUAAAAAAUAAUAAGCUUACUUUAAAUUAUGAUACUGGUAAUAAGAAAAGAAUAGAGAAUAAGUCAAAAGAUUUAAAUAUAGUUAGUUUUGAUAAUGAGAAUUCUAAAUUAUGUGAUAAAAUAUGUAAUGAGAAUGAUAAUAAGAAAAAAGAGAAUAUUUCAUCAACUACUACCAACUAUGAUGAAGUACCUAAUGAGAAAGGGAUUGCUUUUUUAGAGGAAAAAAUAAUUAUUGAUAAUAUUUCAUCAAAUGAUAUAAUAAAAGAAGAAGAAAAUAUCAAUGAAAUAAAAUUAGAAGAUAAUACAAAAUGUUUUUAUAUUAAUCAAAAUUCAUCAAAAUCUCCUUCACCAUAUUCAAUUUCACAAAAUACCUCAACAUCACCUUCAACCUCCUCAAUUGAAGGUAUACCAUAUCCAAAUAUAAUUGAUAAAAAUAAAAAAUUUUUAUUAAAUAAAAAUGAUAAAGAAAUUUUUGAUGAAAAUAAAGAAAUUUCUCAGGACCAUUUAAAUAUUAAUAAUAUUUUUGAGGUUAAUAAAUUUGAAGAAAAUAAUAAAUGUGAAAAUAUUUUUGAAAAUGUUCAAUUACCAAUAUUAAAGUCACCACAAAUUGUUGCCCGAUUACGUUAUGAGGAGGCAAAUUAUUGUAAGAUAAAUGAUAGUAAUGAUGAAAAUUGGAAUUAUAUGAAAAAAAAAGAAGAAAUUAAAAAAAAUAAUGAAACUGAUAAAUUAGUUGAAAAAUUAUGUCAUGAUAAUAGAUUAAAUAAAAGAAAAAAUAAUAAGAAUAAUCAUCAUUAUGUUAAUUUUUCAACUUUAAAUGAAUAUCAAAAUGUUAUUAAUAAUAAAUUUAUUUUAGAAGAUGAUAGUAGUUCAUUAUCAAGUGAUAUUUCUGAUAGUCGUGAUAUCUUUUCAAGUGAUGAUUUAUCAGAUAGUUCAUAUACAGAUUGUUCUCAAAAACCACCAAUAUCACCUAGAAGUAAUUUUUCAAGUAAUAAUAAAGCAUAUACAAAACGUCAUAUAUUAACAGAAAAAGAACGAAUGAAUGAAUUAUUAAUGAAAAGUAGAACAUCACAACGUAGUAGUGCUUACAGUAACUAUUCAUCCGUUAUACAAAAUUCAACAUGUAAUCAACAGUCUAGAAAAUCUUUAGAUAAUAAUAUAUCAUCAAGAAAUUCUUCAUCUCUUCAAUUGAAUUAUCAUUGUCCACCACCAAUUUUACAAGUUAAUUAUAAUUUAGAACAUGGAUACGUUAAUAAUUUAAAUCAAUUUCAAGUUGAUAAUUAUGAAAAGAAAUGUAUUAAUGAAUGCCAUUCACUUGAUAGAGUCAGCUGUAUUAAAAAGAAACAAAGUAUCGAAAAAGACAAUCAAAAUCAGCUGCAUUGUAUUAAUCUUGUUAAAAAUGAUGUAAUUGAGAAAAAUGAUAAUAAAGGAUAUGGGUUAAUGGUAAUGAAUUCAAUAAAAAAUAGACCUGCUAGUUGUAUAAGUAAUCGAAAAAAUAGUAAUGAAGGGAGAUAUCAAACAUUUAGUAUAAAUGAAAAUAAAAAUAUAUAUUAUGAUAAAGAAAUUAUAAAAGGUCCUCUUAAUUGUCAUGGAAAAUUUGAAUUUAAUUAUUAUAAUAUUCUUGAUGAAGAAUUAGAACAAGCUAUUCUUGAAUUAGAACAUUUACAAUUUAAAAUGGAACCAAUGGAUUUUAGAGUAAAAAAAAUUAAAGAACAACUUAAAAGAUUACAAGUUUAUAAUUCUAUUGUACAAAAAAGAAAAAUGAUGGAAAAUAAUAUGAAUAUUAAACAUUCAUCACAUGAAAGUUUAAAUAGUAUUAAAUCAAAAAUAAGUUUUUCAAGUAAAGAAAGUAAUGCUAUAAAAUCAAAAUUAUCAGAAAUUGCAACUACAAUGAAAAAAACAUUAAAAUCAAAUCCAAGUAAUCCAUUUAAAAAAGCAUUUAAACAAAAAAAAAGUAAAUUAUCAAAUAAAAAAGAUGGAGUAGAAAGUGAUAAUACAUUUAAUGAAACAACAAAUUUAAAAAAUAAUCUUAUAGAGAAAGAUAAACAAUUAACUGAAAUGAGACUUGAAGCAUUAAAUAAAGCAAAUGAAGUUGAGGAAUUAAAAGAAACAAUUAAAAAACUUGAAUCAGAAAAUUUAAGUUUAAAAAUUCAUUCAACAAUUAAUUCUGAUAGAAGUAGUAAUGGUGAUUUUACAUUAUCAUCAAAUCAUAACUCUUGGAAUUCUGGUAAUUCAAAUAGUAAUAAUAAUUCAUUCUCUUUUAAUGGAAUAAAAUUUUCUGAAACAGAAUAUAUAAAAGUAUUUAUUGUCAAUGAUACAUCAGGUACCAUUCAUUGUAAUGAUGAAUAUUCAAAAACAUUUAUUGGUUAUUUAAAAAUUUCAAAAAUAGGAGCUAAUUGGAAGGCAUUUGACAAUAAUAUUUGUGAAAUUUUUAAAAAAUAUAAUAAUAUAAUAGAUAGUAAAAAUAUUUUAGGUCUUCAUCAUACAUCAUCAAUUCUUGGUUAUUCAAUUGGACUUUUUAAAAGAAAUUUAAAUAGUAUAUCAUCACCUAAUAAUCCAUCAACUAUAUGUACACCUGAAAAAAAAAUUAAUAUAUUUUUAAAAGGUGAUAAACAAAAAUCUUUAGAUUCACUUACAUUUAAUACAUGUAUAAGUAAAAAUAUUCUUAAAAUAUUUAUUGAUAAUAUUGAAAAAAAUAAAUAUAUUUUGGUAAAUGGUGAUAUAUCAAUUAUGAAAGAUAAUUUAAUAAUACAAAUUUCAAAUAAAUUAAAAGAAACUUAUGGAAUAAAUUUUAUUAUUGAUGGACAUGAUUAUGAUAUUUGUAGACAAAAAUUAUUAGAAGAAAUUGAUAAAAUUUUUAAUACAAUUUCAUUUAAAAAAAAAACAAUACUUUCAUUAUUACAUUUAAGAAGUGAUGAAUUUAAUUAUCUUUCUGGAAAAAUAUCAAAAUUAAACUGUAAAGAAAAUUGUUUAAUUGUAUUAUGUUGUCUUGAGGAAGGAUUUACUUCAAAUAAUCAAUUUACAAAUGAUAAUAAUGUUUUUUCAACAUUUAAUAUUGAUAAUAAUGAUGAUAUAUUAAAAAAUAUUGUUCAAAGAAAUAUUCUUAAUCUCCAAAAUCCCGAUGACUUUUUAGAGUGUUUAGAAGAUGUAACAAAAUAUGAUAAUUUAAUAUGCCAAAAUGAAAAAGUAAUUAAAUUUUUGGUAUUAAUUUACAAAGAAUUACUUAAUUUCUUCUCACAUUUACCAUCAUCAAAAAGUCAUAGUUUAUUAUUAUAUAAAUUUUUAUGUCCCCCAUCAAAAGAAGUUCGCAAAAUGAUAUGUUGGUUCUCAAAUUUAUGGAAUGAAAAAUUAGUGCCUUAUUGUAGGGAGUGUAUUUCAAAAGCAAAAUAUUCACCAUUAACAUUAUCAUUAAUUGAAGAACCUCUUAAUAUUGUUGGAAGAGAAUGGCCAUGGUUAAAUAAUACUUAUCAAAAAAAUUUAUUAAUAUCAAUUUUUCAAAAUCAAACUAAUCAAAAUUUUUAUACUAAUGAGAUUGAUUCAAGUUUUGAUCCAUUAGCUGCAUUAAUAAAAAUACAAAAUUGUAAUAAUGAAAGUACAAAAAAUUUUAAUGAGAUUGAUUUUGAUGGAAAUGAUAAAAAAAUGUUGUUUUAA